Molecule: messenger RNA, 258 nt
Organism: Phytophthora nicotianae INRA-310
Lineage: Eukaryota; Oomycota; Peronosporomycetes; Peronosporales; Peronosporaceae
Exons: 2
Coding region: 1-258 (85 amino acids)
Source: RefSeq, a predicted model, not a curated record
AUGCGCGCCAUGGAAUUCGAGGUGGCUUUGCUGGAUGCUCCAGGUAGCGUAUACGGACCUGGGUCCCCUGAGGAAAUGGUAGAGUCGAAGUAUCGCUAUGCUGGUGCAUCAUGUCGUUACGUGUUUGACUUUACGACUACCGACGUCGAAAACAGACUUUGCCGGGCUGUGGACUCCGAAUCAGAUGUUAUGUUGCGACUCUUUCUACUGACGGGCACCGUUCACCGCUUGGUAUCAUCGACUCUACGCGAUGUUUAA